CUGCCAUAACAAAUACGCUGUCAGCUGGAGUAGUUGGUUUUCAAUAUUUGUUGUGCGCUGGCCGAAAGAAAAAAUCGCAGAUCCAGUGUUUUGCUGGUGAUUCUGGACCCAAAACUCUACCCAACAGCCAGUACUUUGCGGCGGAACCAAACUUAAAGAUGGUUCAAGUGGGCAACUGGGUUUUCCAGCUGCUUUUGCUGGCUUUUGCGAUGUCGUCAGCAUAUGCCGACGUCACGACGCAAAAUGCUCUGCUGGGUGGAAAUAAAAAACACAAAGAAACCACGGAUACUUCAGUUGGCGGCGGUACAGCCCCCAAUUUGGUGUGCCACAAGAUGUUGCGACAUGUUUUCGAGAAUGCCACGCCGCGGGAUGAACAACAGGCGGGGGUCUUCGAGGAGUACAAACAACCGCCGGAUACAGCGGAGCCCCUGGAGGAGGAGGCCUAUCUGUGGAACUGCCUGCAGGCGUGCUGCGAGAAGCCCCGCAAUGCGACCAGUGCCUGCAACGUGGUCCUGGUCUUCAAGGGCAAGUGCUACCACAUCCGCUGCCAGAGCAACGAAGCAUGUUUGCCCAAGCUCAGGGUUCGCAUGCCCAACGAGAAGGUUCAGAUGGUACUGGUGAAUCCACUGGGCGAGGCCACCUGGCCACAGCUCCUCAAGGCGGAGGCCGCUAAGCAGAAUGCCGAGAUCCUGCCCUACGAUGAGGCAGCCCUAAAUUUCUGGAAACAGCCCAGGAGAUUGGGAUAUCUAUCUCGAAAUCAGGAAACCCCCGUUUAUGAGGACGAAGAUUUCCCAUUGGCGGAUAAACGAAUGAAUCAAAUGAUCUUCCAGCCCGACGAAAAUGAUGUGCUAGCCAACGAAGAGCUCGGCUACUACGAUGCGAAUGCCAAGUUCACCACAUGCGAUGUGGAGAACCCUUGUCCGCCACCUCAACAAUGUGUCCCACUCCAGCCGAAUGCGGUAAGAGGGGUUUGCACCUGUCCCGAAGGCUUCGGGUGGAAUAAACAAAGAAAGUGCGUGAUGGCAGCGGUUCCGUAUAGCUCCUAUCUUACCAGCAAUGAGGCAGGACAGCAGGAAGCUGCUGCCAGCGAGAAUUCACCAGAGGUAUCCACUCCACCCUUGAAAACUGAACAGAGCAAGGACAUCGUUGUCUCAGUGAUGUCCAAGGAAGUUAGGUUGCCAGAGCAGGAGGUGACCCUAGCGGCGUUUACAGUGCCCGAUGAGCAGACCAGCGACACAAAGUACAAAUAUCUGUGGACUCUUAUUUCCCAACCCAAGGGUCCCAUGAAUGGCACAAUAUCGGAUCAGAGCAAGUCCAAGGUGAAGCUAUCGAAUCUUUCCGAGGGACUGUACACCUUUAAGGUCACCGUAACUGGAGACAAUGGAACUUUUGGCGAGGCGACAGCUAAUGUAACAGUGCUUCCCGAGAACCGAAUCAAUCAGCCACCGCAGGUGAUCAUCUCGCCCAGGGAUCAGAUCAUCCGGCAGCCCACCACUAAUGCCAUUCUCGAUGGCAGCACCAGCACGGAUGACGACAAGAUCACCAAUUGGCACUGGGAGGUCAUCUCAGGUCCCAUUGGUUACCAACCCGUUUUGCCGGAGGUCAACACGCUCCAGCUGGAUCUCACUUCCCCGGGAAACUACACAUUCAAGUUAACCGUGACCGAUUCGAAUAACGUGACCAAUUCCACCACUGCCACCAUAGCAGUUCUGAAGGAAACGGACUAUGCUCCGGUGGCAAAUGCCGGCGAUGCUGUAAUCCUGUAUUUACCCAACAAUAAUGUAACUCUGAAUGGAACAGCCAGUUCGGAUGAUCACGAAAUCGUGGCCUGGGAGUGGACCAAGGAUGCCAGCGACGAGGCAAAGGCUGUGGAUAUGCAGAACACCAGGACCCCCUAUGUACAGUUGUCCAAUCUAGAGGAGGGCAUGUACACCUUUGUGCUCAAAGUCACCGAUGGCAGUGGGCAAUCCAGUACAGCUAAAGUCCAUGUCUUUGUGAAACCCCCAACGAAUUCUCCUCCAGUUGCUGAGGCGGGAACUAAUACGACCACUAGUCUACCCAUUAACUGGGUACUUUUGAAUGGCUCUGAAUCCAAGGAUGACAUUGGUAUCAAGAGUUACUUGUGGCGGCAGCUGAGUGGACCCAAUAAUGCUGUUCUUUUAAAGUCCAACUCUUCGAUUGCCAAUGCAACCUCCCUUACACUCGGUCUCUACGAGUUCGAGUUAAUUGUAUCUGAUGAGAAUAAUAAUACAGCUACGGACACUACCUGGGUCAAGAUUGUACAAGAACGCAACGCUGCCCCAAUAGCCAACGGUGGCGGAGAUCACACCAUAACGCUGCCAGCCACCGCUAUCUAUUUUAAUGGCUCCAAAUCCUGGGAUGACCUGGCGGUGGUCAAGUAUGUUUGGACCCGCGACGAACACAGCCUGGCAGCCGGAGUCAUUGUGGCAGAUACAGACAAGGAACCCGUGAUGAUUUUAACAAAUCUAGUGCAAGGCCGCUAUGUAUUUACACUGACUGUAAGCGAUGAUCAGGGUUUGACGAGUUCUGAUACUGUCAGCGUGAAUGUUCGACGCGAUCCAAGGCUCUUGAACUUGGUGCAAAUGACCCUGCCCAUGGGCAUCUCUGUGCUCGUACAAUCCGAACUGGAUUCAGUGGUGCAGAAGCUCCAACUUCUGCUGGGGGACGAGAAUAAGAUCCAAUUUAGGGAACUGAAAUACGAUCUGCAUACGGAUGCGACUGUCCUGGUCUUCUAUGUGAACGAUGGGCAGGGAAAGGUACUUGAUGGCCUGCAAGUGGAGCGGCAGUUGAGGACGCAACUCCAGAAGGAUGCAUCUAUACUAGGCGCAUUCGCUGUCGAUAUACGCACCACUAUUUGUCAGAACGAUUGCUCCGGUCAUGGCACCUGCAAUCCCGUCAACAGAGCCUGUAUUUGCGAGGCAUUCUGGAUGCCAUCGGCAGGCUACUUCUUCAACAAUCAGGAGGCCAAUUGUGAUUGGUCAAUACUCUAUGUGUUUGUCGGAGUAAUUGUAGGCUGCCUUUUACUAUCUGGAGUAUUUUGGGGUAUAGCCUGUGCCUGCAGACAAUCAAAAAAGCCACGCCUUCGCCAGAAAGUGCAGAAGUAUUCAUUGAUUGGUAACAAGGAUGAAGAGGCAGCCAAUUAUUCCCGCAACACAUCGCUGACCGAAUCAGAGACGGAUUCUGAUGUUCUUUUUGAGACCCGCACUAAGAGCAAUGGAUUGGGAAAGCACAAGUCGCACAAUUCCCAUAGCCAUGGUCAUGGAAGUAGUGGAGGUAGCGGAUCUUCCGGUCGAGAUGGCCACAAGUACGGAACACAAAAGAUGGGCCGCAAAAUUAAGGCAUAAAACUGUAUACAUCAGGAUUAGAAGAUCUAUAUGUGUGUUUUAGUCGAUCUACUAUACUGUGUGUGUGAUAUCUAUUUGUAUUUCUAUAAUGUACUCGGAUUUUUUGUACUUUCCGUAAACUCGUAUAAAGUCAAGUUGUGUAUAUGUUCCUUUACGUGCAAUUAUGUUUAAGUUAAGGCUUAUAGUUUAUAUUAUUUUAAGCUGCUGCUGUGCAACAACAUAUUAUUUUUAAUGUUUAUUUUUACUGCAUUUUUACUGCGAUACUUUUUAUGUGUGUAUAUAGACAUAGCUUUUCACAAUCAUGUAACAAUCGACAUGUAACUGCUUAAAAGUGCAUUAUUACCCACAUUAAAAGAAACCAAUAGAUGGAA
Molecule: messenger RNA, 3736 nt
Organism: Drosophila rhopaloa
Lineage: Eukaryota; Metazoa; Arthropoda; Insecta; Diptera; Drosophilidae
Product: dyslexia-associated protein KIAA0319-like protein
Exons: 8
Coding region: 159-3365 (1068 amino acids)
Cellular component (GO): plasma membrane; cytoplasmic vesicle
Source: RefSeq, a predicted model, not a curated record